GAAAAACUUGAUCCCAAAAUUACAAAUAUCUCCCUCUCAUCUCUCCCCUAUACCCACCUCCUCUCUCCUCUCUGGCUUCAAACCCACCACAAACAAACGCCAUUUCCAACCAUUUCCUCCUCUCUCCCUAAAUUCCUUCCUCCACGUUUCCCCCACCAAAAUCCAAACCCCAUGGGCGAUAUCAACACCAAAUUCCCACCAAAACCCAUCCCUCCCAAUCCCGAUUCCUAUUAUAAAUCUCCAGAACACAACUCCGAAGAUUGCAUCAUUUUCAGAGGCUGGGACAGUGCUGCUGCAAUCGACGAUGACUCUCAAUCCGAAUCAGGCGUUUCUUCACCCACCCUUUGGGCUUCCAAUUCUCGAACCACUCCCCAAUUUCACCGCCAUCGUAAUCGUAGCCUUUCCCCAACUUCCCGAACCCAAGCCAUAGCCAGAGGCCAACAGGAGCUCAUGGAGAUGGUUCGUAAUAUGCCCGAAUCAUCUUACGAGCUCUCCCUCAAAGAUCUUGUUGAACAUCACUUGACUAAUUCGAAGCGCCAACAAGAUGGUGCUGUUGCUUCGCUUUCAAGAGACGAUUCCAGCUCUGAAACUUCCUUCCGAAGAGACCCUAGCAAGAACAGAGGUGAAACUAGGGCACUUGUUACCAGAAGUAGAAGCGUCGAUAGCGGUGGGUUUUAUCUCAAAAUGUUCUUCCCACUGCCUUUUGGGCAAGUUUCGGCCAAAAAGAAGAAUAAUCUUAGAACUGAUUCUGGAUUGAGUGGUAGCUCGAGAGUUUCGCCUAAGCCACCGCCGGUGGAUAAAGAUUGGUGGAGGAAGAGAUCGUCGGUAUCGGGCGGUGAAAACGACGGUAGUAUCUCCGGUGGAAGUAUGACGAGUAGCGGUAGUAGUAAUAGUACUAGCAGCGAAAGAAGCAACAGCAGGAACUCUGAAUCGCAAGGAAGUUGCUGGUUUUGUAUAAGUCCAAUGAGAAGUAAAGAUCGAGAGUAAAACAACAGAUUCAUCGGAGACGGAGUAUUCAAAUGAAAUGAAUCUUAUAUAUACUUAAUAUGUAAUCUCCUUUGAAUAAUGUUUUGGUAUAAUUCCCACUAAAUCACAGCUGAAUUUUGCAGCUAA
This is a messenger RNA of Cucumis melo (muskmelon), 1113 nucleotides long. RefSeq lists its product as uncharacterized. The record is from RefSeq and is a predicted model, not a curated record. The transcript has 2 exons. Lineage: Eukaryota; Viridiplantae; Streptophyta; Magnoliopsida; Cucurbitales; Cucurbitaceae. Bases 172 to 987 code for a protein of 271 amino acids.